Molecule: messenger RNA, 624 nt
Organism: Cynocephalus volans (Philippine flying lemur)
Lineage: Eukaryota; Metazoa; Chordata; Mammalia; Dermoptera; Cynocephalidae
Gene: GJE1
Product: gap junction protein epsilon 1
Exons: 3
Biological process (GO): cell-cell signaling
Cellular component (GO): connexin complex
Molecular function (GO): gap junction channel activity
Source: RefSeq, a predicted model, not a curated record
AUGUCGCUAAAUUACAUCAAAAACUUCUAUGAAGGGGGCCGAGCCCUUAAGCCUCCAACUGUGAUUGGUCAGUUCCACACCCUUUUCUUUGGAUCAGUCCGAAUGUUCUUCCUUGGGGUGCUAGACUUUGCAGUUUAUGGGAAUGAGGCUUUACACUUCAGUUGUGAUCCAGAUAAAAGAGAAAUAAAUCUCUUCUCUUACGAUCAGUUCAGGCCAAUCACUCCACAAGUGUUCUGGGCAUUACAACUAGUGAUUGCCCUGGUUCCUGGAGCUAUUUUCCGCCUUUAAGCUGCAUGUAAAAGCAUCAAUCAAGAAUGCAUUCUUCAAAAGCCCAUCUACACUGUGAUUUAUAUACUCUCUGUUUUAUUAAGAAUUAGUCUAGGGAUGAUAGCAUUUUGGCUUCAGAUUCACCUCUUUGGUUUCCAAGUAAAACCUCUUUACCUGUGUGAUGCUGAAUCUCUUGGAAAGAAAAUGACUAUUAUAAAAUACAUGGUUCCAGAACACUUUGAAAAGACCAUUUUUCUCAUAGCAAUUUUUACAUUUACUGUAAUUACAAUGGUAUUAUGUAUUACUGAGAUUUUUGAGAUCAUAUUUAGAAGAUUAUGCUUUCUAAUUAAGCAAUGA